UUUCUCACUUGGUAACCUUUUGAUGUGGGCAAAAGUGGUGGGUUGACAACUAUUCCACCCUUUGUUGGCUGGACAUUCUGGCAGCUUGUAAUCCAAUAUAUUGGGAAGGCUUGGAAAAAGCUGGUUAAGCUGGAGACACAGAAGAAAAACAAACUACAACUGGGAAAAUUUCAGUGGCUUUUUUAAUGCUGCUUGAAUCCCAAACCAUGUUUAUUAAAAUCAGAAGGGGAGGGGCAGGUGCUUUUGAGUUUGUGCACAAAUUCUUGAAUUGCUUCUAAGGAAAAAUUCAAGCACACACAAAACCCUCCUUUCCACCAUGUAGAGUUAUGUAACUGGGUGGUGCUCUUCAGAGCUAGUCUGCCUGUUUUGAAAAAGGUGCUCCUGUCUUAGUGGUGAUAUUUUUUUAAAAAAAUUAAUCGAAUGGCACUCAAAUCUGCCUGUUGCCAUAUAAACUUGGGUGGCUGUGGAGAUUAUGAAAGAAAGCUGCAGCUGAUGUUUCUCCUCCACCUUCUGCUUAUAUUACCAAUAAAUAAUAUACUUUGAACACCUUCAAAGAAUAGCAUUCGCCUAUCCCAGAGGACCUUGGGAAAAACCCCUCAUAGGUCUCUCCCUUUCCUGUCAUGGCAACGAUUGUAUCUGAAAAACUCAGCCACCUCUUCAUCAACCUCCAGCACUUGUGCAAAAUCCCUCAACUUCUGUCCAAGGCCUUGCCUGCUCCAUCCUGCACAAUGGCAGCCUCAGAGGUGCCUCAGCUUUUCCGGAAGCCCUACAUCCACGCCGGUUACCGACCCCUCAACCGGAGCUGGACCUUCUACUUCCUGUCCCUCUUCCAGCAGCAUAACGAAGCGCUCAACGUCUGGACGCAUCUGCUGGCGGCUUUCAUGCUGCUGGGGCGGUUCUGGCAACUCUCCCAGAUAGUUGAUUUUGCGGGCGACCUGCACGCACAGCCCUUCUGCAUCGUGGCUGUGUCUUCCAUCAUCUACUCCACCUUCAGCAGCUUGGCUCAUCUCUUGCAAGCCAAGUCUGAGUUCUGCCACUACACGUUCUUCUUCAUGGACUAUGUCGGGGUGGCCACCUACCAGUACAGUAGCGCUUUGGUGCAUUACUACUACGCCAUUGAGCCAGAAUGGCACGCCUGGAUCUCCAGUUUCUACAUUCUGGGCGCAGUGGGGUUGGCUUGGUUGUCCUGUGCUGGUUCCUGCUACGCCAAAUACCGAUGCCCUCACCUCUCCCCUCUGCAGGGCAGGCUCUGCCAGGAAAUGCCCUCCGCGGUAGCCUAUGCUUUAGACAUCAGCCCUGUGCUCCAUCGUAUCUACACCUCCACCAUCUCCGGGAAAAAUGACUUGGCUGCUACCUACCAUAAGUGCCACGUUUUGUGCUUCCUGGUUGCAGCCUUUUUUUUCGCCUACCCUUACCCCGAGAAGUGGUUUCCCGGGAAGUGUCACUUUGUUGGACAGGGCCACCAGCUCUUCCACAUGUUCCUCAUGCUUUGUACCUUCAUCCAGUUAGAGGCGGUGCUUAUCGAUUACCAGACGAGGCGGCACAUUUAUGCUGACCUGCAUGGCGACCUCGCUCCCUUCUUUUCCAUCAUGUGCCUUGUGCUGAUGGCUUGCUGUAGCCUCACAGCCCUCUACAUGAUGGUCAAGGUCAAACACAAAAUCUGGCCAAAGCGGGACUGAGCUAAGGGGACACACCAGCUGCUGGGGAUUUGCCGCCAGCUUCUUCUUUAGGUACUCUUGCUCCGGGAAUGUCUCUCCUGCUGUCAUUUAGGAAACUGAAUAGGAUAGCUAGCUAAUGCUGGGGUCUUCCCCUCCUCUUGCACUGGAGAUCUUGCUUGCGGGUUGCUCUGCCCAGGCAACUGAGAUGAUAAGUUGGAGGUUGCAUCAGAAAGGAAGUGACCAAACUCUUUGGUGGAAAAGGAGUUCGUGUUUUGUUUCCUGGAGGGCGGUACUGUAGCUCUGCUGUCUCCGAUUGAAGGGAGAACACAUUGUUGGUUAUACCUCUUAGAAGCUACAUCCAUCUUUCUUGCAUCUUUCUUGAAUCAGAGCUGGCAGCCUUCGGGCUUUUAGGAAUCCACUUGGUUGUUAUAAGAGUUCCCAGAUCCACAAACGGGACCCUGGGCCAGAGGGAUCAGUUUAGGAUCCUUCCUGAGGCCCGGAACUGGUUCUGAAUAUCAGAACUAGACGGAGCAGCCCAACGUUCAUCCUGGGGUUCUACAAACUUCCUCCAUUUCAGGCAGUGCUUGAGAGAGAAUGGAUGGAAUGGUUACUUUCACUGCUGCCGUUUAAAACAGACGUCAGCCUAUCGGCCAUGAUCUACAGAGAGAAAUACUUGCAGAUAUCUUUUUGGUCUCUUCCUUUUUUAAGUAGUGGAAGAGCUUCCUGGAGGUAGAUUAGAGAUGGCACUUAACCAGCACUUCCCCUGGAGGAGAAGACUUCCUAGCCUCCAUAUUUUGAAUAAAAAUAGCUCUUGCUCUGGGGUUCACUGAUUUGGGGUUUUUUUUGUUUUGUUUUGUCCAGCACCUUUGCACUAUGCAGUCCCAAACCCCACAAUUCUAUGCCCUACGUCAGGGCACUUGUGCAGCACUGGUGCCUUCACGGAUUGCCUUCUGCAAUAUCCAGACGAAAGCAUCCUUCCUGGUUUUGGGAAAACCAUCUAGGACUUUUGCUUGUCUACCAUGAGCCAAGCCUUGGGGAAACCUGCCAGGUAGACACGUGCCUUCAGAAGAGCAUCUGUCUACCCAAAACUUUGUAUGUGGGAAUGAUUUUACUUGUGAUGUUUUUAAAUGCAGUGGUAAGCUUGUUUGGAGAGGAGAACCUGGGACGACGCUGGACCUCUGUGGGUCAAAGUGAGUUUUGAGAAGGGGGAAGAGAUGGGCUUUGACAACUAGCGUUUUCAGAAGGAAGUCCAUGCAACUGUGGUGGGUUGAGCUAACAGACCUUAAAGCAGUGCUCCGGAGACCCCUCCCCCCCAAUUAUCUAUGGGCUCCUUCUAUCGACUUUAAUCAUCUACCACCCUUGAGAUUUAUUCUUCUCCUCUAGUUUUUUUUUUUUUACACAGAGAUUAGGCUUCCUUGUCACCUAUAAUCUGCCCUUUUCAAAUGGCAAUGCCAAGAAUUGAGAUUGGCCCUUCUCACACGGCAAACGUUUGUGAUGCCACCAAGCUGCAUUUGGAGAUCCCUUCCAACUCAACCAGAUUGCACCCUGUGAAAUUGUAUACUAGGCAUCAUUUUAUUGGGCCUCUCGAGUGUAUCUUCAGCCUUCUUUUAAAGCCCUGCGUGCGUUUGUGGCGGUUACGGGAUCAUAUGCCAAAGAACACCAUGUCUUUCUGAAGAUAUGUUCUUCUUUUGGACUAUUCCAAAUUCCAAUGCAUGCUUACUGGUAAACAAGUAAAUAAGCUUAACCCGAGUGUCACUAUAUUCACAGCUUUUAAGAGGAGCGAGGUUGCAUCUUCCAUUUGCCAAACACAUGUCCUAUUUUUCCCAAGAGAGUAGAAAUUAAAAUCCCUAAACAGAGUCCGUUGAGAAAUAACUUGGGGACUCUUCAUAACGGGUUGGCUCUGGAUGGUCUGUUUAUUUCAGCUGCAACCCCGCACGUACUGAUAGGGGCUCAGCCGUGCUAAAUUCCCUGGGGCCUACUUCUGUGUAAACAAGCAUGGGAGCGCAUGACCAGCUUCCACUGAAUGCAGUGGGAUUUAGCUUUGUCCCAACUCACUUUUACCCCAUUUUUGGUUGGUCGAGAUCCAAACAGCAAUUAGUUACACUAGCAUUCCCCAAAUUCCUGGGAAUGAUUGACACUGAAGUCCCAACACCUGUGGGAAUGCUAGCCGAGCGACACACACACGCUGAGACACGGUGCGGACAACGGUUGCAGCAUCAGGACUCAUCCUAGGUUUUCUAAGUGGAGCAAUUUGAUGUGGUUUGACCUUUGCAAAAAGCUAAUAUCAUGGUUUGAUAUUUAGAGCACAGGUGGUCGUACCUUUGUUUCCUGGCAGCCCUCGCCACCUGCUUUGUGUCCAAAUUUGAGAGUGUAACUUGCCAGAGUUGGGGGGGUAUCUCCCCCACCCCAUAACCGAUGACCAAAAGUAAGCUUAAGAUAAGGUUUUAAAAAAACCCACCACCUUUACAACUCAUAAAGGGAAGAAUCGAAUAUCUGGGUCAUCCCUGUCUGUCAAAUACCUGAUUCACCUACGAGAUUUCACCCCCUCCUCUGUAUUUUAGCUUUAUCCGUCUUCCAAAAAACGAGCCAGCUCUGUGGGAGAUACAUUAAGCCAGUUGGAAGUUUAUCUUGGUGCCUUCGACCUCAACAAUAAGAGGCUUUGUGCUGUCUUCUCUUCCUCGAGUCCAAAGAUCUGGUGACACGAUCACGAAAAAGCCUGAGUUUCAAUCUCCUCAUGAAUUCAGGUUUUUGGGGGAAGAUCAGUUAGAAAAAUGGAAGAGCGCAUGGCAAGGAGGAGGGGGAGGCCAGAAGCUUUUGCUGCCAGUUUAGCUUUUCCCAGGCUACGAACCUUCUCUUGUCCAACCUCCCUUCUCCAUCAGAAUUACAAAGCUUCCUAGCCAGAAUGCUUUGGACUGGAUGAUAUUUAUGCAUGUGUACGUUUGGGCUGAAAUCUUUCUACCGAUUGUCCUGGAUGCUGAACGAUGAUUUUUUCAAUCACACGGCAGAAUUUUUGUAGAAAGGAGGUCUGGAUACAUGUGUCUGUUGAUUCUUGUUUUCUCGUCUCUCCUACAUUUUGUACAUGUUAGUGGGCUUUGAUGCCUCCACUUAUUUCUAUUAAAAAUUUUUAUAAGCCA
Messenger RNA from Notechis scutatus (mainland tiger snake), 4792 nucleotides. Lineage: Eukaryota; Metazoa; Chordata; Lepidosauria; Squamata; Elapidae. The record is from RefSeq and is a predicted model, not a curated record.